Molecule: messenger RNA, 2459 nt
Organism: Thamnophis sirtalis
Lineage: Eukaryota; Metazoa; Chordata; Lepidosauria; Squamata; Natricidae
Gene: ASB5
Product: ankyrin repeat and SOCS box containing 5
Biological process (GO): intracellular signal transduction; protein ubiquitination; positive regulation of protein catabolic process
Molecular function (GO): protein binding
Source: RefSeq, a predicted model, not a curated record
AUUCCCGGGUUUAUUUUUGAGAUCUCUUGCUUCGCUGCUAUGGAGUUCUUAACAGCAUUGGGGAAACAAUGUCAAGUCAUUUCGGAAUGAUUGCUAAGAAAACUAAAAACUCCAAACGCAUUAAGGCUCAUUGGAGAGUAUUUUUAUUUACCCUAACUCAUUUGGGAAGGCGCUGGUUGGAGAAGGCGGAGUUUCUCUACACCGUCUGCCCCGCCUGUGAACGGUCUCUUUCUCUCCCUCGGAGAGGGUUGUUGCCGCGAGCAGGGUCGUAGCGGAAAGUUCACCCCCUUGCGACGCAAAAGGCUCUUAACUGCCUUGCUUUCGUUUAUUUCUGGGAUGCUCCUGGAAAGACACUGGGCGCAGCUUAUUGGGGAGGACCUGCCUCAAUCUAAAAUAGCGAGGAGGAGCUUACUGUGAAGUUAUGGUUGAGCUCCCCCCCCUCCCGGCCAUGUUCACUGCUGCAGUAACCCAGUUAAACAUGCCGACAAUGAAAUGGCAAGUUUUCGACAGGGAACGCAGCUACUUACCUUUCUCAGCACAAUAAAAUGCGUUUUAAAGAGAAAAGAAAUCUGACUCCAACUUCGGUGUGGAGAGUUCGGUUGCAAGCUUACUAAAUAAUGGAACUUUAUAUUCCUUUUAAAAAGAUAUUUUUUAAUACAGUACUGCAAUGCAUUAAUACUGUAGUUUCUCAUGGUGUCAAAAGUAACUAUGGAAAUCGAGUAAGGAGGCAAAUAGUUUUCCAGGAACCGGUGGUGCUACCUUUAUGCUUGCCAAAGACCAGCUGUUCCCUAGGAGUGUCUGGCUGGAGCCAUAUGAUCUUAGCAACAUAUUUCAGAGCUGUUUCUAAACACUGACAAAGACACUUGUGCAGCAAUGACUGUUGUAGAGGAAAAUCGGCCUUUUGCCCAACAACUAUCCAAUGUCUACUUUACAAUACUUUCACUUUUCUGCUUUAAACUUUUUGUAAAAAUCAGUCUUGCAAUACUCAGUCAUUUCUAUAUUGUAAAGGGGAAUCGUAAAGAGGCAGCGAGAAUAGCUGCUGAGUUUUAUGGAACUCCUCAAGGACAAGGCUCUUGGGCAGACCGCUCACCCCUGCAUGAAGCAGCAAGCCAAGGGCGCCUUCUUUCUCUCAAAACAUUAAUUGCACAGGGAUACAAUGUAGAUGCUUUAACUAUUGAUCAAGUGACACCAUUGCACGAGGCAUGCCUUGGAGAUCAUGUAGGAUGUGCUCGGAUACUUCUCCAAGCAGGAGCAAAUGUGAAUGCCACAACUAUUGAUGGGAUAACACCCUUAUUUAAUGCCUGCUCAAGAGGAAGUGCAUCUUGUGUACAACUUCUAUUGGAAUAUGGUGCAACAAUUCAAUGGGAGAGAUGUUUUCCUUCACCAACUCAUGAAGCAGCCAGUAGAGGUCACAGUGAUUGUCUAGAAUUGCUGAUUUCUUGGGGCAUAGAAGUUGAUCUAGAUGUUCCUCACCUAGGAACACCUCUAUAUGUGGCUUGCUUUUCACAGCAGAAACAAUGUGUUCACAAACUUCUGCAUUCAGGGGCAAAUGUUCAAAAAGGAAAGUUUUUGGAAACACCAUUGCAUGCAGCUGCAAGGCUACCUAAUACUGAAAUAGUAAACAUACUUCUUGACUUUGGAGCAGAUAUAAAUGCCAAAAAUUCUGAAUUUGAACGACCUGUAGAUGUCGCUGUUUCAAGCAGCUUGGUGGAAAAAAUACUGCUAUUACAUGAAGUUACUCCAUGUUCUCUUUGCCAGCUGUGUCGACUACGAAUCCGAAAUUAUAUAGGAAAGUCUAGAUUGCAUCUUGUACCACAACUUCAACUGCCAAACAUCUUGAAAAAUUUCUUACAGUACCAAUAAAAUAGUGAAUCGAAUCAGAACUUAAAGAAAUAUUCUACAACAUGUUACACAUGAAAAUUAAAUGAUAGGGAGCAGCCUAAACAAGCUUGCCUGCUCAUUAAAAUUUAAAAUCAUGCCAAACAUAAUUUGGAAUUCCUUGAAGUACUACUAAAAUGAAACAUAAAUGUGUUCAUAUUUUACAGAGCUAUACAAAUCCUUUGAAAAAAGUAAUCUUGAAUGCAAAGUAAUAUGUGUGAAGGCCUUUUUUAAAUGAUUAUAGCAACCAAAUAUUUAAGAAGCUGCUUUCAAUCAUUUCCACUUAUGCAGUGGCUAUAGAUGCACACAAAUGCAGACAGAGGAGGCAGCAACUUUCUCCACAACUAUCUUAGCAAUUUAAAAAGUUGGGCUUUGUGCACUCCUUUGCCUGUUCCGAAGCAUGUUUUAGGAAGGACUUACACAGACCUAAUAUUUUGAAAAUGUUGUAUUUUUUUGUUUUUACAAUAUAGUCCUUACUGAUUAGUCACUCCAUUCAAAAUUCACUUUUGUUCAGUCUAAGAUCUGUGGGGGUGCAGUGGUUAGAAUGCGGUAUCAUAGGUUAACUCACUGUUCACUCCAGG